UUGUCCGUUCUGUGACUUGUCCGUUCCAUGAGUUGUCGGUUCGUGAACUGACGUCGAGCAAAAUUAGAACGGAUAAUUCACGGAAUGACCAAAACCAGCACGACACGGAUAAAAAUUAGGAAAAUUAACGGAAAGACUUGUGUCGAUUUGUCAAAUUAUUCCCUUCUUGACAUUUUUACAUUUUCUUCUCUUUUUAACACUUUGACAUUCUCCAUGUUAAUUCUGCGUUAUUUCAAAAUUUAUUUUUCUCUGCUCUCCUUCUCUUUUCAACUUUAAAGUUCUCAUCUUUACUCUUUACUCUAUUCUGCCAAAUCCAUAUUUUGCCAAUAAGGCUAAAAAUUUACAUUUUGCCAACACAACCUUUUGACAAAAUGUAAGUUUUUAGCCUUAUUGGCAAAAUAUGGUUUUGACAGAAUAUGUGACACGAAUCUCUGAAUCCUUAAUGAAGCGGAUUCUUUUGAUUUGAAAAUCAAAGUCUCAACCUUUAAGCCCAUCUUUUCUUCUUCUCCCUCUUUUCUGAAAACACCCUUUCUUGCCCUUCAAAUCUUCCCCAAAUAAAUUCAUUUAAGCAUUUGUUGAUGAUCAUUUCUCCACAGCUUUAUUCACCUCCUAACACCAACAAAGCCUUUAGGCUUCGAUUGCUUUCCUUUCUCUUCACUUUGGCCAUCAAGGCA
Molecule: messenger RNA, 674 nt
Organism: Meloidogyne enterolobii
Lineage: Eukaryota; Metazoa; Nematoda; Chromadorea; Rhabditida; Meloidogynidae
Source: the annotation of a GenBank genome assembly